This is a messenger RNA of Rubroshorea leprosula, 2975 nucleotides long. NCBI's taxonomy places the organism in Eukaryota, Viridiplantae, Streptophyta, Magnoliopsida, Malvales, Dipterocarpaceae. The record is from the annotation of a GenBank genome assembly.
CCUUCCCUUCUCUUCUUCUUCCUGUAACCUGGGGUUUUUUCAUUCUGAGGUACGUUUUUGCUUCUUUUUACCUGAAAAGGGGACUGUUUUUUUGGUUUUUGAUUGAUAUUUUAUUCAUAUUCUUGUUCUUUGUUGUUCACUUAACUAGUAUACGGUUUAAGUGUUUUGGUUGCUCAACGUUUGGAACUUUCUAUUAGUUUUGUUUUCCUCUCUUGGGUUCCUUUUCUUGUUCUGUUCUUGGGUUAUGGUCAAGGCUUGAUGGUCUGACUGCUUUUGCAAAAAUGUGGAUUAGUCUGUAUAAUUUAAGGGCUUUUGGGAUUUAAUAACUUUAAUUCUUAAAAAAAAAAAAGGGUUACUUUUGCAGGGCAGAGAUUCAAUUGGAUUUUUCUUGGCUGGGGUUUCUGUUGUUGUCUUAAAGUUGGAUCUUUUGUUAGGGUUAUUGCUAAAUAGAUGAUUAUGGAUCCAAGGUUUAGAGGGUAUUCAGGUUCCGUAAAUGGAAUCCAAAUGAGAAGUCAACCCAUACCAGCCUUCCCAACCGGUUCUGUACCAAAUUUUGGAAAUCAGAACUUUGUUGCUGGACCUAGAUUUGAGAAUAGUUAUGUGCAUAACAGUUUUAGGGAUUUUAAUUUCCUCCCACCUGAUCCAACACCAAGGAAGGAAGAAACUGAUUCAAGUUUGAACCAUGAGGAAGAUUCCCUGGAAGACUGUGAUUUCUCAGAUGCAGUUUUAAGAUACAUAAGCCAAAUGCUCAUGGAAGAAGAUAUGGAGGAAAAGACAUGCAUGCUUCAAGACUCCUCGGAGCUUCAAGCUGCUGAGAAAUCGUUCUAUGAGGUUCUUGGUGAGAAAUACCCACCUUCUCCUCAACAUGCUCCAACUGAUGUUUAUGGAAACGGGGAGAAUAGCUGCAGUAAUGGAUGCAGCAUUUUACUUGAGAAUAGCUGGAUGCAAACUCUUGAUGAAGAUCAAUCACAGAAUUUCUCUGUUUCUACAAUUUCUCGGCCAUCUUAUAGUUCUCCUAGUAGUGUGGUCACCUGUGUGGAUGGGUUGGCAGACUCUCCAAAUAGUUCUCUUCAAGUCCCUGAUUGGAAUGGUGAGGUUCAAUCUAUUUGCCAAUUUAGAAAAGGGGUUGAGGAGGCCAGUAAAUUUCUUCCUGGAGGAGACAACCUAUUUGUUAAUUUGGAUGUCAAUGACAUGGAGCCUCCCGAUCCUAAAGUAGGGAGAAGUGAUAUGGUGGUAAAGGGGGAGAAAAGGGAUGAUGGAGAGUAUUCACCUAGUGGGUUGAAGGGAAGGAAGAACUUCCGCAGGGAGAAUUUUGUUGCAGAAGAGGAAAGGAGCAGCAAGCAGGCAGCUGUUUAUUCAGACACUACCAUAAGAUCGGAGCUGUUUGAUAUGGUGUUGCUUGGUGCUUCCCUGCAGGGCCGAACAGAAUUUUCUGCGUUAAGAGAAUCCUUGCAGAAUGGAGCAGACAAAAUUAUGCAGCAGGAUGGACAGUCCAAAGUGUCAAACAGUGGCAAGGGUCGUGGUAAGAAACAAACUUGGAAAAAGGAGGUGGUGGAUUUGAGAACACUCUUGAUUAGUUGUGCACAAGCUGUUGCAGCUGAUGAUCGCUGUAGUGCAAAUGAAUUGCUGAGGCAGAUCAGGCAGCAUGCUUCUUUAUUUGGGGAUGGAAAUCAGAGAUUGGCUUAUUGCUUUGCUGAUGGCCUUGAGGGACGAUUGGCUGGUACUGGUAGCCAAAUCUAUAAAGGCCUUGUUGGUAAACUGACGUCUGCUUCCGAUAUCUUGAGAGCUUAUCUUCUAUAUGUUGCCGCAUGCCCUUUUAGAAGGGUUUCUAAUUUUAUUGCAAACAAGACAAUAAAGAUCACAGUAGAUACUUCAAUGAGGCUUCAUGUUAUAGAUUUUGGUAUUCUCUAUGGUUUCCAAUGGCCUACCCUUAUUCAGAGGCUCUCUAUGAGAAAGGGCGGACCACCAAAGCUCAGGAUUACAGGAAUCGAAUUUCCUCAGCCUGGCUUUAGGCCAGCUGAGCGGGUUGAAGAAACAGGACGUCGCUUAGCAGCUUAUGCUGAAGAGUUCAAGGUGCCAUUUGAAUACAAUGCUAUAGCAAAGAGAUGGGAUGCCAUUAAAAUUGAGGAACUCAAGAUUGACAGGGACGAACUAAUCGCUGUUAAUUGUUUGUAUCGUGGUAAGAACCUGCUUGAUGAAUCUGUAGCAGCAAACAGUCCUAGAACCAUUGUGCUCAAUCUGAUAAGGCAGAUCAAUCCCCAUAUUUUCAUCCAUGGGGUUGUCAAUGGGGCCUACAAUGCUCCCUUUUUCGUUACACGAUUCCGAGAGGCUCUGUUUCACUUCUCUUCACUGUUUGAUAUGCUUGAAACCAUUGUACCCCGCGAUUAUCCUGAAAGAACGCUGAUUGAGAAAGAACUCCUUGGGAGGGAAGCCUUGAACAUAGUAGCUUGUGAAGGUUGGGAGAGAACAGAGAGGCCAGAGACAUAUAAGCAGUGGCGCGCCCGUAAUCAGAGGGCUGGGUUUGUACAGCUCCCAUUUGACCGGAGUAUAGUUAAAGAGGCAACAGAUAGAGUGAGUUCUUACUACCACAAGGAUUUCAUGAUUGAUGAAGAUGGCCGGUGGCUCAUACAAGGAUGGAAAGGAAGGAUUCUACAUGCCAUUUCCAUCUGGAGGCCAGCAUAGAGAGCUUGAAUGUGGUAUUAUCAUCAACUGCCUGUUCAAUCAUAGGUGCUCUGGCAGCAGGAAUAAUUUAAGGACCUAAGAUAGUGACUGCUGACUGUUGAGGAAUGUAUGCCAUAAACAAGAAGUUGCUUAGGUUUCUGUUAGAAGACUCUUACAGGCAAGAUCAUUCACUAUUCCUGGUUAUUAUCAGAAGCAUGUUGGCUGGACUCAAUUUUAUCAAUGUCUGGCCUACACUCUCUCUCAUUGAUAUUUCUGAGUUCAUACUAUAUGAUUAAUAAAGUGAACUAUUCUUA